This is a messenger RNA of Dovyalis caffra, 765 nucleotides long. The record is from the annotation of a GenBank genome assembly. NCBI's taxonomy places the organism in Eukaryota, Viridiplantae, Streptophyta, Magnoliopsida, Malpighiales, Salicaceae.
AUGUUAGACAUCAAUUGUUUCGCGAAGAGAGAGGCAACAAUCCAGAGAAAAUACGCGAGUCAAUUUGAGCUUGAUAAUUUACGUAGAGAGUUUAAUAAGCAGAACAAAAGAGUCGCGCAGCUUAAAAUCGCGAAAGAAGAUGCAACGGAAGCAAUUAAAGAUACUGAAGAGACGAAAAAAUUGAUAGCUGAUAAGGAAAAAGAGGUGCAAGAGGCUAAAGAUGCGCUGUAUUCUAGAUUGUCAACUAUUGGUAAUCUCGUGCGUGAUUCAGUGCCGUUUGACAAUAACGAGGAUAAUAAUGCUGUGAUUCGGGCGUGGGGGGAGAAGCGAGUGGAGAAGAAGUUGAGGAAUCAUGUUGACCUUGUUGAACUUCUGGGAAUUGCGGACUUGAAGAAAGGUGCUGAUGUAGCGGGAGGUAGAGGCUUCUACCUCAAAGUUGAUGGUGUCCGACUUAAUCAAGCAUUGAUCAACUUUGGCCUGGAAUUCUUGGAGAAAAGAGGGUACACGGCCUUGCAGACACCCUUUUUUAUGAGAAAAGAUGCCAUGGCAAAGUGUGCCCAGUUAGCACAAUUUGAUGAAGAGCUUUACAAGGAGGGUCUCACUUCCAACCAUUUUCUUGGAACAUUCGAAUGGAAGUUGCACUUAAUUGGUGCUGCAAAGGGGCUUGCCACUUCAUGCUCGGAAGUCAGAAUCGGAAGUCAGAAUCACGAAAUACGCAUUAAUUUAGAUAUUGAUUGCACGACUCUUGGAAGUCAGAACACGUAA